Molecule: messenger RNA, 1106 nt
Organism: Leptosomus discolor (cuckoo roller)
Lineage: Eukaryota; Metazoa; Chordata; Aves; Leptosomiformes; Leptosomidae
Source: RefSeq, a predicted model, not a curated record
GCACUGUCAAGUGGAGUUCACUGCAGAUGUCAACCUCAUUCUCGGGGGUCCCGCACAACUUAUGGGCCUCCAGGCCCCAGGGAACUUGCCUCAGAGCAGCUAAUUCAGAAGGCAGCAAGAGGAGACUAUGAUGGGGUCUAUGCGAUUCUGAGGAAUGGACUUGCUCAUCCAGACAUAGCUGACAAGCAUGGAUACACAGCACUUGCUGCUGCUGGUUUAGGGGGGUUAACUCCUCUCCACAUAGCUGCCUCCAUUCCUGGGGAGGAAGGGGUCCGGAUAACACAAUACCUCCUGCAUUCUGCUCCAGAUCUUAAUGCAAGAGCAGAAGAUGGAAAUGAGAUAUAUGGUCCAGACAAGCCUCAAGCCAGAGAAGCCAACUUGACAAGUGGUCUCACUUUGCAACUGAAAAAUGAAGCAGGACCACCACAAGAGUACUUUUCCUCCUAUAGUGGUCCUGUCCCUGAAGAAGGUGGAAGGAGUGCAUUGCAUAUUGCAUGUGAAAGAAAGGAUAACUCUGAGCAUGCCAGAGAUGUUAUCCGCCCACUUUUAAUGCAUCAGGCAAAUCCAGACACAUUGUGGAGUGGCCAUUCACCACUUUCCUUAGUAAUUGCCAGUGGGAAUGACUUGGCAGUGGUUGAACUCCUCAAACAUGGGGCUAACCCAAAUCUGCCAUUAAGUGGAGCAGUAAGAAGUGCCUUCUAUGCAGUUGUCACUACAGCCUAUGAACAGCAGAGAAUGACAGCACAGAGGAUUGCCUUGGUUGAUGAACUGCUUGAAGCUGGUGCAGAUAUUCUUGCACCAGUUACUCUUAGGGAAGGACAGAGAAAAGCUGUGGGAACGGCUGUUGACUAUGCCUAUUAUAAAUAUUACCGGGAUAGGAGAAUUGCUCACACGCCAUACCAUAUACUGUCAGCAUCUGAGCAGGAAUUUUUUCAGACAUGUCAGUCACUGCUGGAACACAUUACAGUGAAGCUCCAUGAGCGUGUCAUCCUGAAAGAGAAAGAGUGGGAUCAAGAAAAGCUGAGAAGAUCCAAGAAAUUGGAUUCAGUCGUUCACACAUGUGUUUCAAAGAAGAAAGGAAGGAGCCAUCUUGGGGAACAAGUGAG